Molecule: messenger RNA, 1152 nt
Organism: Lathyrus oleraceus (garden pea)
Lineage: Eukaryota; Viridiplantae; Streptophyta; Magnoliopsida; Fabales; Fabaceae
Exons: 2
Coding region: 1-1152 (383 amino acids)
Source: RefSeq, a predicted model, not a curated record
AUGGAUGACGAUGACCCAAGGUCGGAUGUUGAAUACAAUCAUGUUGAGGAGAACGAGGUCGACUUGGCUGAGUUAAAGCCAGGACCCCCAUAUGUGUGUAAGCUUCUUACACCAUCAAAUGGGAAGAAUCCCGUUGAGCCUGAAAAGAGUGACAAAUUCCCCAAGAAAAGCUAUACUUUAAAUGUGAUGAGAUCUUCGAUCUUUUGGUUAGCAUUGGAAAGGGAAUUAGGGAAUGAUGUGUUUGAAUGUAAAAAGGUGCUGAGUCUGAUUCAAGAAGCUGGUCUGAUGAAAACUGUAACAGGUUUUGGGAAGUGCUAUGAAAUGCUGGUCAAAGAAUUUAUUGUGAACAUAUCCAAAGAGUGUGACAACAAAAGGAGCAAGGAGUUUAGAAAAGUGUAUGUCAGAGGAAGAUGUGUAGAUUUUUCUCCUGAAAUAAUCAAGAGGUUUUUGGGAAGAAAUGAAGAAGAACAAGCUAAAAUUGAAGUCUCAGACAAUGUCAUCUGUAAAGAGAUCACUACUAAGCAAGUAAAAGAAUGGCCAAGGAGAAAAAUGUCUGCUAGUGCCUUGAGUGUCAAGUAUGUUGUUCUCCACAAAAUCGGAGUUGUGAAUAGGGUGGCUACCAAUCACACCUCCAAUAUAGCUAUUGGACUAGGUAAGUUCAUCUAUAUUAUUGGUACCAAGUUAAAUUUUGAUUUUGGGUCUUAUGUUUUUUAUCAGACUAUGAAACAUGAUGCAUCUUAUGUUGUGAAAAUGCCUAUAGUGUUUCCCUCUUUGAUUUGUGGAGUUAUCCUGAGUCAACACCCUAGCAUAUUGAUCAAUUCUGAUAGUACUUGCAAAACGGACCCUCCUGUCUUAUUGCAUUAUAGACUGUUCACUGAGAAAUAUGUCCCAGACAUUGUCAUGACAUCUGGACAUACUUCUUCAAGGUCCACUGACAGAACAAACAUCCUUACUGAUAUGAAAAACACUUGCAAGACUUUGGACGAUACUAUACAUAAUUAUACUGAAAGGAAAUGCAAAAUUGAAAUGUUGAUUAAGGCUCUUUCUAAAGAGGAAGGUGGUGAGAAAGCUUAUGGAAAUGAUGAGGAAGAGGAUAAGAAAGACAUAACUGUUACUAGUGAUGAGGAAAAGACUAGCAGUUAUGAUGAUUAA